This is a messenger RNA of Manacus vitellinus (golden-collared manakin), 6411 nucleotides long. It is a transcript of the gene WIPF1, whose product is annotated as WAS/WASL interacting protein family member 1. Gene Ontology annotation, molecular function: actin binding. The record is from RefSeq and is a predicted model, not a curated record. NCBI's taxonomy places the organism in Eukaryota, Metazoa, Chordata, Aves, Passeriformes, Pipridae.
GCGGGACCCGCCGUCCCCUCCCGCCGCCUCGCCCGCACGGAGCGCGGAGUGUGCAACCUGGGAAAUGUUUUUGCAAUUGAAUUAACUUCAGGAAGUGUAUUCUGGAUGAAUUGACCAGGCCUCCUAUUCUAUGAAGACAUCUCUCCUGCUGGUGACCAGGUUUCUUAGCAAGAGCAGACAGAGCUCAGCCUUCCACCAUGCCUGUGCCUCCCCCUCCAGCUCCCCCUCCACCCCCAACACUAGCCUUGGCAAAUACGGAAAAGCCAUCCCUAAGCAGGUCAGAACAAGCAGGGAGAAAUGCUCUAUUAUCUGAUAUUACCAAAGGAAAAAAGCUCAAGAAGACUGUUACUAAUGACAGAAGUGCCCCAAUUUUAGACAAACCCAAAGGACCUGGUGGAGGUGGCGGCGGUGGCUUUGGAGGAGGUGGCGGUGGCAGUGGUGGGGGUUUUGGUGGUGGCAGUGGUGGUGGCUUCAGUGGCGGUGGACCACCAGGCCUUGGAGGCCUUUUUCAAGCAGGAAUGCCAAAGCUCAGAUCUGCUGCAAGUCGAGAUGCCGAUUCCGGGGGAGGCCGCCCGCCCGUCCUGCCGCCCGGAGGCCGAUCCGCCGCCGCCAAGCCGUUCUCGCCGAGCGGCCCGCCGCGCUUCCCGGGGCCGCCGUCGGGCCAAGGACCGCCGCCCCCGACCCGCAGAGGGAGCCGCCUGCCGCCGCCCAGACCCGACGCCGGCUCCAAGCCCGAGGCGGCGCCGCCGCCGGUGCCAGCACGCCCCGGCCCCAUCGCCUCCAGCCUGCACAACCGGGGGUCGCCGCCGGUGCCGGGCGUGACCCGGCAGCCGCCUGGGCCCUCGCCCCCGCCGUUCCCGGGCCAGCCGGGCGCGGGGUCGGCCGGGCCGCUGCGGCACCCGGCCCCGCGCGACGCCCCCGUUCUCGGGCCGGCCGCGCUGCCGCCCACCCCGGGCCGGCCGGCGGAGGACAACGCGCCGCCGCCGCCCCCCGCCGGGCACCGGCCGUCCGCCGCCCGGGACGGCCUGCCCCCGCCGCCGCCGCAGAACAGCAAGCCGCCCGUGCCCGCCGCCCCCCGGCCCGCCCUCGGCGCCCCGGCGCCCCCGCCGCCGCCCCCCAGCCGGCCGGGGCCGCCCCCCGUCCCGCCCGCCCCCGCCGGCGGCGACGAGAUGCCGCGGCUGCCGCAGAGGAACAUCUCGCUGGGGUCGUGCCCGGCGCCCGGCGGGGGCCGCUCCGGACCGCUGCCCCCGCCGCCCAGCGAGAGGCCGCCGCCGCCCGUCAGGGACCCGCCCGGCCGCUCAGGCCCCCUCCCACCACCUCCUCCCAUAAGCAGGAAUGGAAGCACUUCAAGGGCUUUGCCCGCUACUCCCCAGCUGCCUUCCCGGGCAGGGCUGGACAGCCCAAGAGCUGGACCCCGACCUCCGCUUCCCCCAGACCGGCCGGGUUCGGCAGCACCACCGCCGCCACCGCCACCUUCAUCGGCUGUCAGAAAUGGCUUCCAGGAUCCAGGCGAUGAUGAAUGGGAAAGCAGAUUUUCUUUUCAUCCUCUAUCUGAUUUGCCACCUCCAGAGCCAUAUGUGCCCAUGAACAGAAGUUAUCCCAGUAAACUAGCAAGAAAUGAAAGUAGAGGUGGCUCUGUCCGAAAAGAAAGAGGUGCCCCCCCACUCCCACCUAUACCAAGGUGAAAUGGGUUCUGGCCCAUCUUUGGGCAACAUCUGUUUUCAAGUUUCCUUCGAGUCAGUUCUCCUGUCCACAUCAUUGGAAAGUUGUCAGUCUUGAUUUAUUUCCACUUUUGGCUUGUCAGCUGGAACUACUUCAGUCUCUAUUACAAAAGUAAUAGAUGCGGCUUAGGAACUGUAGUUGCUCAAAGCUAUGAAUUUUAUUUGCUUAUACUGCAGGCAUUUUGUGGACCAUACACAAUAUACGUGCACCGUGCUCACUGUGUCCAACCCUGUCCCCUGGAGAGCUCCACGGGAGGUCUGGCUUUGAAUUUGAUAGAGCUUGAACAAAGCUGUUUCAUUCACUUUGGGUACAGUGGCUGUAUUAUUUGAAUCAUGAAGUAUUUUAUGUUUAAAAAAACAGUUGCUGGGGAAAAAUGUGUAACCAAGAGGCCCUUGGAUCCUUUUUUGCAUGCCUAACUUGGCCCAUCUGCUUCUGGAGGCCAUAGACCUACUACAUGGUGGCCAAGAGUUCAUCCUUAACUUUUUCACUUCAGCUUAUCCACGGAAAUCUUAAACAAUAUGUAGCACAUCUUGCCUCAAGGGUGGAGCGUAUCUGGCCUUGUUUUCAUCUGCAGAGAAUCUUCCAAAGAAAAGCACAAGUGAAGAAUUCAUCAGCAUAAAAUCUAUAUUUUUUUUUUAAUCCCUCUUUCCUAGUUUUAAUAGUGUUAUGCUUCCAAUGACCAAAUUCUUUCCUACUCUGAUGUGGACCAACCCAGGGUCAUCCAUGCCCUGGAUUACUGUAAUACCCUCUGCCUGAUACUGCAUGCGAAGAGUCCUCAGAAAGUAGUCUUGGUGCAAAUGCAGCAAUUAUUGUCAUUGCAGGCUCCUCCUUUAAAGCAUCACUAAUACCAGUGCUCCACAGAUUGCUUUCCAGUUAUUUCUUUGGUACAAUUAAACGAUGGGGUUUGACUUAAAAAGCUUCCUGGGAUUUAAGUCACAACUCUCAGAGAGCUUGUAUUUGACUUGCGUUACAGCAGAGCAGCUGAGGUCAAAAAUGUGAAGGCCCUUUGGUGUAGUGAAGGGGGCCUGGGGUUUGUGCAUUUAAGUGGAAGCAUCCAAAAUUUGCUGUCUGCACUGGUUCAAGAGAAAUGGGAAGAUAUGGUCUUCUGAGUUUGCCAUGAAGCCUGUCCUUUCAAACUUUGCUGAGAGGAUUCUCCACAGAAAGCAGCAAUGCUUACAUUAGUAGAAAAGAGAGUGAGGUAUUCUAACAUUGUGACAAGUGGUUAAUAUGUUUAAUGGCUUUUGCAUUUUUAUAUGAGGAAUUGUAUGACUGAAUUUUACAAGUGGAUCUAAACACAUGUAAAAUGCUUUUGGAAAUUAGAGGAAGAUUAUAAUUCUGGAUUUGAAAUAUCGCUGAAUGAAAUAUUGCUCUUUGUUAAUUGGACCUCCAAAGGUUAGCUCUGAAAAAUUUCGCCUAAGUCUCAGUAUGUUUCUUCAAAGUGCUCUUGGGAUCCCUACCAAGCCUGUGUCAGCAGGCAUGUUUCACUGGGUGUUGCUCAAAAAAACCUAAAAACCAUAAAAACUAGUCAUGUAGGUUAAGAAAAUGUUUCUCUAGCAUGGGAGACAUGAUCCUAAGUACAUUCUGCAGCUAGAAUGAGGUCAAUCCUUGAAAAAUUAGAGAAUUUAGCCAGAGAGUCUGGACCCCACUGCAUUGUCUGUGCAUAAGGCUUUUUGCUCUUUCUGUGAGUGUUGAGGGGCAGAUCCCUUUUCUGCCUGACCGCCUGGACAGACACAUUGAAGGGGAUGAGACAGAGCUGGAUUUGGCCAGAUCAGAUUUAAUUUGUUCUUUCCAGUGUUUGUUUACAAAAUCUUUUUAGCUGUGAUAGAGUUUGAUUGUGUACCUGUUUUUUACAUUUUUAUAUCUAAUGACCUAUUAUAAGUUACUGUUUAUGGUCCUGAACCUGCAGUUAAAUGCGCAGGCGCAGGGAUGUAUCUACAUCUAAUUGCAGGAUCGUGGCUGUAAGAGUUUCUUAAACAGAUACUAGUGGGACCUCCAUGUGACAGGUGCACCUUGGGAUCAAACCUAGCGCAAUAUUGAAUUUGUAUAUGUAUUUUAUGGAUGUCACUUAAACAAAGUGCCUGUCUCUUUGGGAUAUUAUUAUGUGAAUAGAAGUCCAAAUAAGAUUUUUAGGAUAAUAACUUAAAGGAUAAAUUAUUGUAUUCAUGUUUUUAAACUGAAGCACUUAAAACUUUCUAAGAGACAACGUUUUGAAUUUAAGAAUAUAAUAUUUUCAGUACCUUGACCUGCCAAAUCUUUAUUAAUAUCCAAAUAGCUAUGCAGCCAAAAAAAUCCCUCAACCCUCCAGAAACUAUACCUUUUUUGAAACUUACCUGCUUCCAACAUGUUUUACUUUAAUAAGUCAAUGAAAAUGCUGCCCAUUGUUCUGCCAACUCUCUGUUUCAUUCAAAUAUAUUAUAUUUGAUCUUUUCAGCAAGGUUUUCCAACCAGAAAUCUGGACCACUACCAAAGUGGUAAACUAGCUUUAGUUUCACUUUAAAAUGUGCUAUGUAAAAGGCCCUCAGUUAACAAGCCAAGAAACCUGACCUGCCUACAUUUUAGUGAUUCUUUUAACUGUACAAAUCUCUUCAGAAUGGAUGUUUGGCAUACAUGUAAAAUAGCUUAACACUGCAGAAAGAGGCAUUUUUCUUCACCUAACAACAACUUUUCCAUUUAUAUCUUCUGCUAUAAAUGUCCCUAGAUAUAUUCCAGAACAAUGCAGCAUUUUAUCAUUCAAUAUAUUGCUUCAUAUAUCAGUAGCUAUUUACAAUAUGAUCAGUAUUAAAGUAUUUAUUUCACUAUGAAGUGUUAAAAAAGAAUAAUAUGAAACAGAUUGAAUCAAUGGUGCCUUAUGACUUUUUUAGUCAACUUUUCUGUGUCUCACUAGAAAAAUGAACAGACGUUGCUCUUCCAAGUCCUCACGUAAAUAGUGCCGACAGGAGCGUUCCACAGUGUUUGAGCCAAGCACUGCUGUUACGUGCCCAAUCGGCUCACCUCAGGUGGAGCUCAGUGAGUAGGUGAGGUGUAUGUGGGCACUGGUUAGAUUCACAGUCAGUUGUUGGUAUUGCUCUGAAAAUUUAACUCUUUCACAAAACCAGUGUCUGAGGCUGCUGUCCACACAGCCCAGCUGACUUCAGUGUGGUUGCAUAGGUUAUUACAGGACUAAAUUUGAUUCACUGCUUGCAUAUAAGAUUUGCUGGUUUUGUUUCAAUGGCCUUGCAUUAUAAACCUUCACACCUCAAACUCUCUUCUUACAUUAUCACUAAGACUCACACUGUGUUACAAUGGCCACAGAUGUUCAUUUUUGUUUAAUUCAACUCAGUAAAUAAAAUGAGAAUAACUUCUAUACCACGUGAAAAUAAUUUUUCCUCUAUGUUUUUAGAAGAAAAGCGUAUGUUAUGUUUGUUAUGACUUUCUGCACCAACCACUGGGCGAAGAGGUGACAGUGAUUAAUGUUCAGAGUUGUUAAAGGAAACUGAGCUUGUGAUUCAGGAAGCAUAUAUUUCUGUAAAUGAAAUAAAUAAGGUUGCAAAGUUCCUGUUUAGAAGCCAGCAUUUCCCAACACUAAAAGAAUCAUAAGAAUUAAUUUUUUUCUGCAAGACUGAACUGUUAAAGUAGUUCCUUAAAUUGCCACUUAAAAAACUGGACAGUAGUUACUCCCUCCAGCAACAAUUGUUUACAUGACUCUUAUAGAUCUGCCUUGGAACAGAGAAUGAAGGAACUAAACUGCUAACAUACUUUACAUAUAUUGUAACAACAAUUUCCUGUGCAGAAGUAUGGAAAUAGAAAGGGUACUUUUUGCCUUGGAAGCAAAGAAUGAAGUUGAAUGAUCAAACUGAGAUUAUUUCAAGCAGAAUGUCAACUGCUGAGAGACCUAGAGAGGGCCUCUCAGCCACAGGACAGUGGAAAAGAGAAGAUUGGUCAAAGAAAUAAAAAAACGAUUGGCUGAAUGUUGUUAUCAAUACUAGAGUAAAAGUUACAAUAUAAAAUGUGCAUGUAUGUAGUACCACACUGCGAUAGCGUGAACACCCUGGUCUCACAGUCAGGUGCAAACAACUUGUUAUGGCGGUACAUUGACUCUGUGUAACAUAUAUUGUAUGAACUUUAAUCUUUCAAACAGUAUUCACCAGAAAAUAAGGAGAAUCUCUCACCUAAGCUAUCCAGAAGCACAUUAAGUUAAGUUCAUGGAAUGGUUCUUCAUGUAUAUUGGGAGAAAACAGGGAUCUCGUAGCCUGUAAGAUGGAUGUGACUGGACCAUUCAGUUAAAAUGUAAACCUGGAACAUUGGCAAAAAGGGGAGUGUUGGAGUUACUCAGCCAGAAGCAGGGCACAUGUGUAUGGUCUCAGUGAGUGAGUAUGCAGCAGGUAGGUAUGCAGACUAAAAGAGAAAAAUGGAAACCGCAUGUCUUACAAAAGGGAGUAGCCCUUCAAUAUGCUGCCAUUUUGAAAUACAGUUUGUCUGUGAUAAAUGUUCUUUAGUGUAAACUAAUGCAUGCAGAGGAAGACAUCUAAAUUUGGACUUCCAAAGCCACACAAGAGAAAGAAGCAUAAAACAUAGGCUGAGCAGAAAGUAACAUGUUUUUAUCAGAUGCUUAAAGUUUGAGCUUUUUAUAAAAUAUUAAUCUAGUUCUGUGAAUUUUUUUUGCUUAACAUUUAUUUUGUAAGUGAUUUUGUUCUCCCUAUUUUUCUGUUC